This is a messenger RNA of Octodon degus (degu), 726 nucleotides long. It is a transcript of the gene Ccl20, whose product is annotated as C-C motif chemokine ligand 20. Lineage: Eukaryota; Metazoa; Chordata; Mammalia; Rodentia; Octodontidae. Bases 44 to 337 code for a protein of 97 amino acids. The record is from RefSeq and is a predicted model, not a curated record. Gene Ontology annotation, molecular function: CCR chemokine receptor binding; chemokine activity. Gene Ontology annotation, cellular component: extracellular region. The transcript has 4 exons. Gene Ontology annotation, biological process: inflammatory response; chemokine-mediated signaling pathway; monocyte chemotaxis.
UGUGUGUACCCAGCACUGAGCAGACCUGUUCCUUGAGCUGAAAAUGAUGUGCGGCAUCAAGCGCGUGUUCCUGGCUGCUUCUAUUGCAAUGCUUUUGCUUCACUUCUGCAUCCAGUCAGAAGCAGCAAGCAGCUUUGAUUGUUGCCUCGGACACAGAUCAAAACCACUUCCCAUCAAAGGUAUUCGGGGCUUCACAGAGCAGCGGGCCAGUGAAACUUGUGACAUCAAUGCCAUCAUCUUUCACAUGAGGAGUGGGCAUUCUGUGUGUGCGGACCCGAAGAGCACUUGGGUGAAGAGGGCUGUGCGCAUUCUCAGCCAAAGAGUCAAGAAGAUGUAAAAACGUAAUGCUCUUUCUGAAUGAAAUUGGACAUGGCCCAAGAACAGAAGGGACCUGGGUGGCACUGGCGCUUUCACUAGCACAUCAUUUAGCACUGAUCCGAUUCACGCCUUUUGGACUUGUCCGGUUGAUGAAGUUGAUUCAUAUUGCAUCACAGUUUGCUUUGUUUAAGCAUCAUAUUAAAGUCAAGCUCUAUUUUAUGUUAAGUUAUUUAUAGCUAUAGGUUUUUGUGUUUAGAUAUUUAUACUCAAUUUCUCAUAAUAAGCUAUGGCUUUAGUGCAAGGUAUAACAUUGUAUUUGCAGGAAAACAACUAUAUGGGUCUUCUAAUAAAUAGUAAGCUAUUUUUUAAAAAAUCUAUUUAACUUUCCCUUGUGUAUACAAUUUUUUC